Messenger RNA from Ostertagia ostertagi, 2205 nucleotides. The record is from the annotation of a GenBank genome assembly. Lineage: Eukaryota; Metazoa; Nematoda; Chromadorea; Rhabditida; Trichostrongylidae.
AUGGACACCUCGGCUGUGGUGCUUUCACCGACAGCACAUGUAUCGAGUGUGGAGAUAGUUCAAUGUGCUGACUGUAGUGCUGACGAUCCUCAGUGGGCCUCCAUCAACCGUGGUGUCCUGAUAUGCAACGACUGCUGUUCUGUUCAUAGAAAUCUAGGCCGGCAAUACUCACAAGUACGUUCACUCAACCGAGGGAUGUGGGAUACACCCCAACUAGAACUCGUCAAACUACUACACAAAACUGGUUCUAACCGCGUGUGGGAGCAUGCGAUGCUUGAUCCGGCUUCCUCCUCUAAGUUCAAAAGGAAACCACUACCGCAUGACCCAGUACUACCUACAAAAGAAGCCUUCAUCAAAGCCAAAUAUGUCGACCAUGCGUUUAUCCGAAAGCCGAGUAAGGAUGAUGAACCGUGGAGUUUGGAUGACGUAAAUAAACAGCUGUGGUCUUGUGUACGUACAGCACAUGUGGACACGACCUUGAGGCUCUUAGCGAUGGGAGCUGAUGUCAAUUAUGUGGAUUCUGAAAAAGGAAACAGCCCGCUACAUGUUGCUGCAAAAGAAGGACAAGCAAUGCAGGUUGAACUCCUCUACAUUUAUGGUGCGGAUCCGUUGCUGUGCAACGUUGCUGAACUUACUCCUGCGCAACUUGCUCGACAAGAUGGCUUUACUGACCUUGCUAAUCGCCUUGAUGAGUUGUCGUUCGAUUUGACUAAUAGGCUAUCUCUGUUUCUUUGUGGUCGAAAGCCAGAUCAUCAGCACCAGCAGCACUUCCUCAUUCCUGAGCUUACUGCUAAGAAUACGGUUGAAACGUUGCGAUCUGUUCGAUUGAAGAUUGAAGCGCUUCCCGACUGUGCCUUUGAGAAAUUACUGCAAGACGUUUAUGACGAAGUUGACCGACGAGAAACUCAAGCAGCAUGGAUGGCUAUGAACCAAGGCAAAAUAACCUCGGGUAAUGAGCAGUGUGUGGCUGUUUUUCUUCCGCUGAAUCCCUCAUUUUCUGCCACAAGGAACCAACUGCGGCAGAAGCUCGCGAAGUACGACGUGCGGGAGUUUGCUACUCUUAUUAUAGACGUACUGAAGGAGGCAAAGCGACGGUAUUUCGGUCUCCCUCUUGAACAUACGCAGGAUAACUUGGACACCUCCAAUAACCUCCACAACAUAUCUAGUAACACGAGAAUGGAUUCCAGUGAAUUUAAUAGAGAUUACGAUGAAGUAGCCGAUUUUCCUGGCAAAGCCGGUGAACUUCGCAGUAGCGGUGCGACAAGAAGAUCAUCUGGGAAUAAAACCAGGUCGACGUCUUCGAUAGAUGCUGCUAUCGAUGGACGUGUAUCUAUAGAUGAUGUGCUAGAGUUAAAAGAAAGAAUGACGGAGAAUGAGAAUAAGCUAACUUCUAUUUGUCAUACCAAUACCCAGAUUAUGAAGAUUCUCACAAAUCUGCAGAAUUCCAUGGAGCAUAUGAGGGUUGAGAAUACGUGUUUGAAAGAUGAGAUUGUUCGCCUUUCCGAGCAAGCAGCGUUGCUGAGGCGAUUACCGUCCCCAGCCACCGUACCUCAUGUGUCGGCAAAUCAUAUUGUUGAACGUGCACAUUCGGUAGGACUGGAUCGUGGAGACCGUGUUGGACGCCCACCAAUAGAAGCUGAGUCGAGAUUAGCGAAACGGCAUGGUAGUAUGAGUGGAGCAACACCUGGAUACUCUCGGAUGGUACCCAGCGGAAGAAUGAGCGCUGAGAAUCACAGGGACGAGCCUCGAGAUGGUUCGCGAGAAAAAUUGCGUUCUCGUGAAAACCGUGAACGGAAUAUGGACGCAACCGAUUAUGCCUCCAUAACGCCUGCCCCACAAGUCGUCGCUUCAAAAGUUCAGGAAGCGUUCAGUGAACCGGUGUUUCCUGAUAAUCUCAUACGUGAAACAGAAAACCUUACCGUGGCAAUCCGAUCACUUCUCACCGAUGCUCAACACAAGCAGCUACAUGGUCGUUCUAGUGACCAUGCUCACAAGAUAGCCUCGCUCAUCAACCAUAUAAUAUGCCUGAUCCCUCGUGAGCAGCGAAUCGGGAAAACUGAACAAGCAGUGACUGGUCUUAUGGAUGCAACUAUGAUUUUGAGCGCGAAAUGUAACGCUCCGAUUCUGGACGCUGAAGAUGCCUGUCAUGCUGCGUACAGUGUCGCUCAGUCAGCCAAGAUGCUGCUCAUGGCUGUUCAUCACUGA